Molecule: messenger RNA, 1491 nt
Organism: Corylus avellana
Lineage: Eukaryota; Viridiplantae; Streptophyta; Magnoliopsida; Fagales; Betulaceae
Product: calmodulin-binding protein (DUF1645)
Source: RefSeq, a predicted model, not a curated record
CAGUUGAGCAAUCCCUCACUUCUCGAUCAAACCCACAAAAAGCUGAGCAAUCCAAUCAUGGAGAUGGAAGUGGUUGUUCCAGUCCCUCCUCCGCCUCCGGUGGACUUCAACUUCGACAGCACCUGCUCCUCUCCAUACAUGACAGCUCCUUCCAGCCCUCAACGAUUCGGCAGCUUCCUCUUCAGCGCCCCCACCAGCCCUUCACGCGCCUCCGCCUUCUACCGCGAGCUCAACGACCUCUCUCUCCACGACAUGAUUCCCAGAAAGUCCGCCUCCUCUGUUCCUUUCAACUGGGAAGAAAAGCCCGGGAUUCCCAAAUCCAGACCCACCAGCAAUGGCGAAAACAAUAACGAUAGCGAUGACGGCGACGGCGACGGCGACGGUGACGGUGUCGGUCAGGAUUUUGAGUUCAAUUUUAGUGGGCAAUUAGAGCGAACUUCUCUGUCCGCGGAUGAGCUCUUCGACGGCGGCAAAAUUCGGCCUCUAAAGCCACCGCCUCGGUUGCAAGUCGGCGCCGGAGCUAAUGGCUCGGGGUCCAACGUUUCCUCUCCGAGGUCUCCAAAGUCUCCGAGAUCUCCCAGAUCGAGAAUUUCACAGGGAAAGAAAAUGGUCCAAGAAGCGCUUUCGCCGCGUCACAAGAAAGAUUUCGAUCCAUUCGCGGCGGCGAUAGAGGAAAACCGCAGAAAAGAAGAAGGGCGAGAAUAUGAACAAAAGCCGCGGGGGAGAGAAAGGUCAUCUUCAUCAAGCUUUCUACGUAAAGGAACAAGAUCUCUGUCUCCUCUGAGGGUCUCUGACAUUGUUUAUGAAGGGGAAGAAAAUUCACAGGCGAAAGUGAAUCCUUCAACAACAAACAGCGCUAAACCUUCCACUUCCCCCACUUCUUCUUCAACAUAUUCUUCAUUUCUAUCAUCCAUUUCUUUCUCCAAAGGUUACAGAAAAUGGAGUCUCAAAGAUUUUCUGCUAUUUCGGAGCGCGUCGGAGGGCCGUGCAACGGGGAAACAUCCAUUGACGAAGUACGCGGUUUUGUCGAAGAACAGGGCGAAUGAAGAUGUCAAGAACUCGAGCUUCCGGUCCACGGACAGUUCCGGCUCGGUGUCGAGCCGGAGAAGAGGACCGCUUUCGGCCCAUGAGUAUCAUUACACAGUGAACCGGGCGGUUUCAGAGGAGAUGAAGAAGAAGACUUUCUUGCCUUACAAGCAGGGCCUGCUGGGUUGCCUGGGGUUCAACCCUGGUGUGCAAGAAAUUUCCAAGGGUUUGGGCUUUUGACACGUGGCCGAUCCAGAUCUCUCAUCUGGGUGGGUCCCUUCAAUUAAUAUAUAUAUAUAUAUAUAUAUAUAUAUAUAUAAUAUCAGUAAUUAUAUAUGUUUAGGGUUUGUAAUUUUAUGAGCAGCUUGGUAUAUUUGUUCUCUGAUUUGUGUCUCUAUCCAUGAAAGGGACUGAAAAUGUAUGAAAGUUGUUACAGCAAGACAUAAGAGAUUACGUACACAAAGU